GGCAUCAAGCCAUCUUCCAGACACUAAACGAUGCCACCAUGUGCAUCAGCGGGGCUGGCCAUGCCGGCAUGGAGGCGUCACUCUGCAAUCUGAUCGAGGACGGGGACGUUGUGCUCUUGGGCGUCACCGGCGUCUGGGGACAUCGGGCCGCAGACAUGGCCCGACGGUAUGGCGCCGAUGUGCGCUACGUGGAGGCCAGCUUUGGGCGCGCCCUAAGCCAGGAGGAGAUCAAGUUCGCCUUCGAGACACACCGGCCGCGCGUCUUCUUUGUUGCCCAGGGCGACUCGUCGACGGGCAUCAUUCAGCAGAAUAUCCGCGAGCUCGGCGAGCUGUGCCGACAGUUCGACUGCUUCCUGGUGGUGGACACUGUGGCCUCGCUGGGCGGCACCGAGUUCCUAAUGGACGAGUGGAAGGUGGAUGUGGUGUACACGGGCUCGCAGAAGUCGCUCGGCGGCCCAGCCGGCCUCACGCCCAUCUCCUUCAGCAAGCGCGCCCUCACACACAUCAAGCAGCGCAAGAGCAAGCCAAAGGUGUACUACUUCGACAUCCUGCUCAUCGGCCAGUACUGGGGCUGCUACGGCACGCCGCGCAUCUACCAUCACACCAUUUCGUCCACGCUGCUGUACGGACUGCGGGAGGCUCUCGCGCACUUCUGUGCCGUGGGACUGAUAGGCGUGGUGCGACGCCACCAGGAGUGCUCGCGUCGCCUGCAGCUGGGCAUCGAGGAGCUCGGCCUCGAGAUGUUUGUGCAGCGCGAGGACGAGCGCCUGCCCACCGUCAAUACCAUCAAAGUGCCGUUCGGCGUCGACUGGAAGAAAGUGGCAGAGUACGCCAUGCGCAAAUAUAGCGUGGAGAUCAGCGGCGGCCUGGGGCCCACUGUGGAGCACGUCUUUCGCAUUGGCCUCAUGGGCGAAAAUGCCACAGUGGAGCGCGUGGACAUGGUCCUCAGCAUUCUGCACGAGGCCAUUCAGAGCAUCAAGCUGCGGGCUGUUAAGGCGGAACGUUCCAAAAUAUGAUUCCCUUCCCCAUUAGUUGUAAUUGUUCCUAUAAAUAAAAUAUCCCUAAAAAAUAA
This is a messenger RNA of Drosophila subobscura, 1072 nucleotides long. RefSeq names its product serine--pyruvate aminotransferase, mitochondrial-like. The record is from RefSeq and is a predicted model, not a curated record. Gene Ontology annotation, molecular function: L-alanine:glyoxylate transaminase activity; L-serine:pyruvate transaminase activity. Lineage: Eukaryota; Metazoa; Arthropoda; Insecta; Diptera; Drosophilidae. Gene Ontology annotation, cellular component: peroxisome.